Molecule: messenger RNA, 561 nt
Organism: Cryptomeria japonica (Japanese cedar)
Lineage: Eukaryota; Viridiplantae; Streptophyta; Pinopsida; Cupressales; Cupressaceae
Product: pentatricopeptide repeat-containing protein At3g12770-like
Exons: 3
Coding region: 1-561 (186 amino acids)
Biological process (GO): RNA modification
Molecular function (GO): protein binding; RNA binding
Source: RefSeq, a predicted model, not a curated record
AUGAGGAGGAAUCUCGGUGAAGCAAAGACCAGUGCAGAUCUUGAUGAAAUCGAUGAGGAUAUUGAGUUUAACAAAUUAUGGAAUAUGGAGCAUCCCACAGAAGCAUAUGAUAAAAGUGAUGAUGGAAAUGAUUUUAAUCGUUGUGUAAAAUUCUCUGAAGGCGAACAAACAUGGUGGGCGACCGCUUCUAUGAUAAUGAGAAUAGCAAAACUGUCAUGCAAACAUAGCAAUUCUGUAAAAAAUCUUCAUGCCCACAUCAUUGUCACUGGACUCACCCUUGAAAUAUUUAUACAAUCCAAGCUUGUGAACACGUAUGUAAUGUUUGGCAGUUUGAAUAAUGCUCGCAAAGUGUUUGACAAAAUGUCUGAACCAAAUGCAUCGCAAGCGAUUCACAAAAUUUACAAACCGAAUGCUUUUUUAUGGAAUGUGAUGAUUAGAGAGCGUGCUAGGAGUGGACUUCACAAAGAGGCUCUUAAAGUCUAUUGCAAAAUGUAUGAGGGAGGCAUACAGCCAGACAAUUUCACGUUUUGCGCAGUGCUGAAGGCGUGUGCGGGUUUAUAG